This is a messenger RNA of Stegostoma tigrinum, 8959 nucleotides long. It is a transcript of the gene hdac11, whose product is annotated as histone deacetylase 11. The transcript has 13 exons. The coding region runs from base 389 to 1441 and encodes 350 amino acids. Lineage: Eukaryota; Metazoa; Chordata; Chondrichthyes; Orectolobiformes; Stegostomatidae. Gene Ontology annotation, molecular function: histone deacetylase activity. The record is from RefSeq and is a predicted model, not a curated record.
GGCUCUGCGCACAAUCGGCGUGAGACGGUGCGUGAUGAGGGAGCGUAGCGGCCGCAGCUUAUUUACAGUAGAGCCUUCACCUUCAGCGCUGAACAGCCCGAGUAUGACCUUUCAAAGGUAAUACUGUGGAAACCAAGUGUUGGGAGCGCACAUUCCUCUGCCCCUGCAGAGGGAGACGCGAAGCAGGAAACUGGAGUGAAGCCGCCGCUUCCUGGGGCUCUCUCCCAGCUGGAACCUGAACAUUGCCAGGCCCCAAAAGCUCAGUUUCUGCACUUGCGAGGGUCUUGUGAUUGACAGCGUGCGCUGUUGACAGCCCUGAGCUGCAUUUUUUAAGAGAAUUGUAGUGGAUCAUGGGACUACUAGUCUAAAAGAACAUGUAAGAAAGAAGAUGUCAGAGCAAAAAAGAAGAAACAAAGGCAAACCGUUACAUAAUACCAACUUAUACAUUGAUCUUCCAUCAACACAAUGGCCUAUAGUAUAUUCUUCUGACUAUAAUAUCUCCUUCCUGGGUCUGGAAAAGCUUCACCCUUUUGAUUCUGGAAAGUGGGGGAAAAUUGUCCACUUUUUAAAAGAAGAGAAACUAAUAAGUGAUGAAACCAUGGUAAAAGCCCGAGAAGCACAGGAAGAUGACUUGUUGGUAGUGCACACAAGGCGUUACCUCAAUAAACUCAAGAACCAUUUCUUGGAAGGCUUACAAGAGUGGUCAUUUAUAGUUGCUACUAUUACAGAGAUACUACCUGUGGCAUUCCUCCCUAACUUUAUCAUCCAGAGAAAAGUACUAAAACCUUUCAGGACACAGACUGGGGGAACAAUUAUGGCUGGAAAACUUGCUAUUGACAGAGGAUGGGCGAUCAAUGUUGGCGGAGGCUUUCAUCAUUGCUCAAGUGAACAAGGAGGGGGCUUUUGUGCUUAUGCUGACAUAACUUUGGCAAUCAAGUUUCUGUUUGAGAGAGUGGAAGGAGUGUCUAAGGCUAUGAUCAUCGAUUUGGAUGCACAUCAGGGGAAUGGACAUGAGCGAGAUUUUAUGGACGACAACAGAGUCUAUAUUAUGGAUGUUUUUAAUAGAUACAUCUACCCAGGCGAUGGAUUUGCAAAGCGAGCUAUCAAAUGGAAAAUUGAGCUGGACUGGGACACAGAGGAUUCGGAGUAUCUGCAAAAAGUGGAAACACAGAUGUCAAAAGCAUUACAGGAAGUCACUCCAGAUAUCAUUGUGUACAAUGCUGGCACUGACAUCUUAGAUGGUGAUCAACUAGGAGGAUUGGCUAUUUCACCACAGGGAAUCAUUAAAAGAGAUCAAGCAGUUUUUCAGGCAGCCCGCAAGCGUAAGAUACCCAUUCUAAUGGUGACAUCUGGAGGCUACCAAAGGUCCACGGCCCGGAUCAUAGCUGAUUCUAUUCUUAACUUGCACCAAUUGCAACUAAUAGACCAAAAGGUGCUUUAGGUGGAAUGGAUGAAUCUAACACAGCUUUUCUAAUUCAGAAAUCUGUAUUAGUUGUAACAUCGCUGCUAUCAAUGCAAAGAACUUCCACUAGUUUGGAGAAAAAUCUAAUUUAAAUUCUAAAGUAACAAUGUUCUAUAAUCUGACUAAAAGUUAUAAAUAUAGAUUGGAUAAAGAAAUGAGCAGGUUUACAACACUAUUUAAAUCUUAAAGGAACAUUCCUCUCUGGUGCAAUAAAUAACUGAUUUUAAAAAUCAAUAUAUAUUUACUUGGCUGUUAGAAUCUAAAGAAAUAUGAAGUUCGAAAUAAAACAUCCAGCUCAAUACAUCCUGAUUCUUGAAUAAUUUACAUGAUAGUAUUUGUACAAUGGAGAAUCAGAGGUGUGAAGUAUCAAUCACUAUUCUCAACAUAUUCCCAAAAGAAGUUAAGGUGAAAGAGGUUAACAGAAUGUAAUUCAGAUUUGUUUUGUAACAACUAUUGGAGCAAUUGUAAGAGAAAAUGAUUAACUACAGAAAUAUCAUGUAAAAUUGCAUCAAAUUAAUAUAAAAAGCAAUUUUAUUGCCCAGAAAACCAUUUGUAAAGGAAUGUACCUUUAAAUACAAGGUGUCUAGUUAUCAAUUUUCAAUUUCUAUCUGAAAGCGCUCUUGUGUUCUUGUGCGAUGGCAUUAUCCAUAAUAAGUAUUGUUCUAUUAUGGCCGGCAGAAAGUAUUUUGUACUGUAGAUUAGCGUGCUUAAAUAACUAAAUGCACCAUUCACAUUCUUAAAGUAAUUUAAAUAUUAUUAGAACGUGACAAUUACUUUUUCACCUUUCUUCUUUUAUCUGGUACCAGUGGCAUAAUUUAUGUUUGGGUGAUGAAGUAUAUUCCAGUGCGCAAUAGGUCACACUGAUUUUUAUUUGGAGAAAAUCAGAUUUUCCUCUGCAUUCCUGAUCCUGUCCAUUUUUAAAAUUCCCUCAAAUGUUUGGCCAUCUAGAAUGCUUAGUGUGUAAACCCCACCCUCACUUCUUUGAGCUCAGGUUCCCCAUUUUAAACAAGGGUGAAAUUUAAUUCCCUUCCUUUUACCAUUUUUAUCUGGUAGUGAGGGAUUUUGGAAGUCCACUAAAAGUAUGCUAGUUUUUGACUGUGUGUGAAGAGAAUGAAAAACCUUUAAGGUUUUGAGAAUGGUCUGAAAGAGAGGUGUGAAAUGUUUGAAUGCCUUCAAAUGUUAAUCUAAGUUUUGUAUUCAAAUGUAAAUAUGUUUUUAAUGCAGUGAUUCAGCAUAUGAGACUGACUGGCAAAAGUAAGUUGAUCUCUAAAUGAUAAAUAUUAUGCAGAUGUUUGCAUGCAUUACAGUACUUUUCUAAUAGACAAAGUACCAUAAUGUAUUAAAAAUAAUGUAAACCAAAACAUUUUUUGUGUUCUAAUUUAGUUGAGUUGGUAGAUUUGCCUUUAAACAAAGAUCCCUUUUAAAGCUGAAAAUGAAAUCAACGCCUGCAAACCACACCCCCCCCCCCCCCCCCCCCCCCCGCUUAACCCGCGAGAUUGAUGUGCCUUUACCUCGAAAUGAGAAUUAUUAAUCGUUCUGUCAGUGGGGCUGGAGGCUUUUGUUAUUAGAGCUGUUCAUUAUUAAUACUUGGUUAGAUUUCAUCAACUCCAUUUCAGGAGGGGGCAUAUUAAUGCAAGAAAUAUUGAAACUUUUCUGAACCUUUAAGAACAAGGGUUUGACUUUGAUGUGGCUUCUUGAUUGUUUACAAAAAGUAAUAGGCACUUCAUGUUUUUCCCUUGUGAUUAUGGUCUGACAUCAAUGUACUGAAUUUGAUUUCAUUGAUUUCCAAUUAGUUUAAAAUAUUUCUCAUGGCUGUUAUAUGGCUUCUGAGAACAGUAAAGUGUAUAAAAGUGGGUGCUCAUAGACAAUUGGUAGGGGCAGAGCAUAGCGAUGACAUAAAACUGGCAUGAACAACAUGAGAUGGAAUGGCUACAUAAAGAUGGUAUAGGAAGAUCCGAGAGGGAUGGGUUGGUAUCAAGGAAUGUGUCGUAUGUGAUGGUGUGGAGCAUGAAGUUUAUGGGUCCUUUUUAAGCAAUAUUGAAAACUGGUUUGUUUUGAUGGAGAACCAAGGUGGAUCUUCUGAAUUACCACAGUACCCAUGCACUCCAUUGUAAGUUGCAAGUUGCAGUGAAAAUCUUGAUCCUUUUUGGAAAAUCACACAUGGGUUGAUUCUGUAUGUUGCAAGCCAAGAAAGUGCAUGGGUGUGGAUUUCCCAAACCCAGCCAAAAAUUCAGCCCUAUUUCAUUUUAAGAAAGUAAGAACUUGCUAAAUGAUGUAAAACCUAUGGUUUGUCACAGUCUGCUUUUUGAAGCUGAUCUUAUCGAAAUCUAUUACUAACAACAUGAACAGCCGCAAAGAAAAAUUGCAAAAUGAAACAGUGAACAGGUGGAAAUGCAUAACCAAUCUGGUAUCAAUAGUCUUCUGGUGAAAAGUAAAAUCUGCCUUUUAGGAUGUACAAAGUUUUAUGUUUAAACUGUACAGUGCUGUGGUAUGACCAUAUUUUGCACUCACUUCCAGUCAACAGAACAAAAGUACCUGGGGAUGCUAGAUAGAAUGGUCAGAAAACAAAUAUACGACUGAGUUAUGAGGAAGUUUGGCAAAAUUCUGAGAUUUGGGUGAUUGUCCCCUUUCAAUGUGGAGACACCUAAAACAGUGAGUGAAAUCAAUCAAAUCAAUUUUAAUUCAAACGUCAAAACGAUGGGAUAAGGAAAGCUUUGUUCUAAUAAAGGGAAAAUUUAGUUUAGAAAAAGGACCUGGAUGUUUACAAAGAUUUUUAUGGCCUCAGGACACAUGUUAAAAUUUAUAAAUGGUUUGGAUUGAUGUCAGGAGGCUCCUCGUAUACAGUAGUCAACAUGUUGAUUAGAUUUCUUGUUUACACAUUGGAGGAAACAAAGGCUAAAAGAAUUUUAUAAAUGUUGGGAUGCUGUGAUGGUGAGAUGGCAGGGUGUUGGGGCAAGACUAAAGGUUAUUCCAAUCUAGAUGUCCCAGGAUUUGCUAAGUGUUGAGGCCAAUUCAGUAGCUAUCUAGUCUUGUUUAAAGAAGCAAGAUGUAAAACCGCAAUAUAGUUGCAGAUUUCUGACUUAUCCUGUUAACGAGGAACCUCAGAUGUUAAUAUUCAGAGUGGAAAUUCAGGCACAAACUGUAGAUGAAAGGAUUUCAGUUAAGCUUUGCAAAUAUUUUGAAAAUUUUGUUGUCCACUGCAAUAGCACCACCACUUGCAAAUUCCUUUCCAAGUCUUGCACCAUCCUGACCUUCAACCACAUAAUUGUACCUUCAUAGUUGCUGGGUCAAAGUCCUGGAACACUCUCCCUAAUAACACUGUGGAUGAAUCUACCCCACGUGGAUUGCAGCAGCUUAAGAAAGUAGCUCACCACCACUUUAUCCAUGGAAUUUAGAUAUGGGCAAUAAAUGUUAGUGAUGCUGACAUUCUGAGAAUGAAUUCAUUUAAAAAGCUAGAUAUCUGCAUUGAAGUGCUGACUGACUUCCACAGCUCAACUCCAAUCACCAUGAAAAUAAUUUGUUUUGAUACAGUCAUCUGAGUGUGGAAGGAAACUAGAUGAUCACUUUUACACUUCUGAGAAAAUGCUUCCAGUGCAUUUAAGGAGAAGUUAGCUCAUAAAGAAAAUGAUGGGACAUGUUGAUCGGCUGGGAUUCAGCAAAUAGGGUAGGAAGAGAGCCCUUUUUAGGUUAAGCACCAAAUGAAUGGCACAUCCGUGCUGGAAAUUCAGAAUAAUGAUUUAACGAUGUGGCUUUGACCAAGGACAAAUAUAACAUAAUUUGAUGAGGAGACCCAUAUGUGCAUCACUUGUUGAUUUGAAAAGAUCAUUGAAAAAGAACAAAGAUGAGAUUUUGUUAAUUUUCUUUUAAUGUAUUUUGAAUAAAUGUGAUCUUAAUUUCAUUAACUUAAUAUCCAUUAUAAUGCUAGCCAAGUUCAUUGAAACCAUUUGAAGAACAUUGAAUUCUAAUGAAAAUAAACCCAUAUCAUUAUAUUUGUCUUCAAAAAUAAACUUUUAAUGGAGAGAUGCUAAAGAGAAAUAUAUAUUUGAUUUAUUAUUGAGAUUGCAGUAAAGUUAUACAAGUUGUAGAUGUAAUUCUGUUUAUAUGAAGAUGUUAUCAAUUGAACAUUGGCUUGGAUUUUGUGGUUGCAAUGACCGCAAAACUGUCAAUGUUUGCAACCAUUAUAAUCAUAAAACUGACAGAAGCCUUUAGAGUCUGCAUGUGCACAGGUAAAUGCAGAAAUUUGAAGUUGCUGUCAGUGACUGGUGUGCUGUUGAAUUCCUCACAGACGGAAAUAAUCAAAAAACAGUGAUUUGGUACAAAUUUCCUCUUAACAUGCCAUGUUGAAUGUAAUAUAACUGAGUUUUUAAACAGUAUACUUAAUCAUAAUUCUUGCUGAACAACUUUCUGGCCCUGAGAGCUUAAAUUUAUAUGUGUGGAAUGUCAAAUUUCUCCAUUCCAUCAUAAAAAUCCAGAGUCCCUCUAAAAUAAAUAAAUGCAUAAAAAUACUUCUUUUGGUAUUUCAACAACUCCCUUUAAUUCCAUGCAUGGCCUCAAAUCUUAACUUUCUCUCUGUACAGUUACAAAAACUACUUGAUAAAACCUACUUGUUACUUUCUGGUUUGAUGUCUAUGAGAAUUCUUCAGUAUGACUGGCUGUAUAGUCUGCUUCAUACUAGAGACACUUGUGAUUUGACACGAGAGUGAAACUCAGGGUAGAAGUGAAAAUCUAGUGAAAGUGGAAUUUAGCCCACAGAGCUCAUGAGGUCUCGGUAGGCAGUUUUCUUCAAUGUCAAUAGCAAGGUGACCAUGAAACCCUGGCCAAUAUGUUUAAUUUUGCAUGUUCUGCUUAAACUUUAUUAUUGUUGACUAAUAACUUCUGAAUGUAUUUUUGUACUGCAAAAAAAUCAGCAAUUCAACAUUAAAAUUGAGGCAAAUGAUACAGUGUGGAAAUAUUGAUUUUAGUAUUAUUAAUUGCAUUCUGUUAAAUAAGAUUUUAAAGAUUUGUUUCCCUGUUGAUUACUUUGUAAAUUAAUGAAAUUAUGUUAUUAUGAAUAUUGUUCCAUUUAUUAUGGGCUAGUUUAUUUUUAUGGUAAAUUUAAUCUUUUAGUAGCUGCCUUUGUUUACUGUUGUCCACAGCUACAUGAUGAGUGCCAAGUUUAGUCAUGUGUGUAUCUUGCACAACACGUCAGUUCUGAUAGCUGGUGUUAUAUCUGGUUUGCAAAAAUCACUUGUCCUAAUGAAAUAUACUCAUUAACUAAUGAUCUGUAGUUGACAAUUAUUUAUUUUUUCAACUGUUGAAAAAAGACACAUCAUGUUGAAGUCUUGCACUCAUCAGGACAAUUUCCUGGAAUGUCACUGCCGAGUGAAAACUGAUAGUAAUACUUUUGAGAGGGGUGUUCUGAUUGACAAACUCUUCUUGGUAGAGUUAUUACAAUGGAGAAUGCACCCAACUUUGUUUAAAUUUUAAAACAAGCGGGUUGACUGAUUGGUCAGGACAUUGUUCUGGGAAAUGUCUGUCAUCUAUUUUGUUGAAUUAAAACAGGCACAGUGUAAGGAUUUUUUUUCUAGCUGUAAGGAACAGGGCCCCAUAUAUUGACAUAUAUAUCCUCUUGAACAUUCCAGUCCGAAUGACAAUUCUAAAAACUAUGUCAGUGUCAGUAUUUGCACAGACAGGAUUAAAUAACACAUGCUGUCCAAUUGCAGAAUCACAUCCAAUGUUAAACACGUGAGUUUUGCAAGUGCUGGCUGGUUGGGUACAGAUGUUACUUGCUUGUUCUACAAAGCUGAAGAGAUAUUCCAGCAAUAUUGCAAUAACUAUUUGUUUAAUUAUUUAUCAAGGGUUUUACAGAUUGAUGCAAAUUAUUUAUCAAACUGGAAUUUUUUGUAUAUAUUAUCUUAGAUUUAACUUGUAUAUUAACCAGUGACUUUAUUUUUAUUAAUUCGUGGUUGUGGGGGUCACUGGCUAGAUCAGCAUUUGUUGCUAAUCCCCAAUUGCACAGAAGCUGUAAGAAUCGACCACUUUUUUUUGCCACAGGUAGGUCAGAAUAGGUAGUGACAUCAGAUUUCCUACCAUGAGAGACAUUAUACAUUUGUCAAAGAUCACAGUAGAAAAUAUAAUAAUAAAAUUGAUUUUCAAAAGUCUGCACUGCCACUUGAUUUUUUUGGUGAUAGCCUCACUAUCUGUGCUUUAUAAGAUUGCACUUAUCAAUCCUGAUUAAUAAAAAUUACAGUCAAUAUUAUAUUGAAUAGUUUGCAUUGGAAAUAUCUGCACUUUUUUGUCAAAAUCUUGGCCAAUUCUGAAUCUAUUCCACAUGUAACAUUGACAUACUCUGGUUCAAGCUGGCUGUUAUAAAGUUUUAUCUUCAUGAUAGAUUUGACUUUUGUUAUGUGUGCUUGGAACGUGAGCAUUGCAGGCCCUUUAUAAUUAUUUAUUUGCUUAUAGAGUCUGUGCGUACCUAAUCACCCUUGAGCAAUUGGGGGUGAGCCACAAACUUGUUGUUUAGUUUUCUUGGCAUCAAUUCAGAGGACACUUAAGUAUAAUCACACUAGAAUCAUGUGCCAAACCUAUACAGUUAGAAGACUUCUUAUUCUGAAGGACCAAGUGAUAGUGAUCACUUCUUCUUUACAGUCCAUUGUUAAAAAUGAAAUCAGCAUUUGACUUUAGAUUUAUUGAUUGAAUUUAAUUCUUCCAGCUAGUAUGGUGGUAUUUGAACUCUUGGCUCCAGAUAUAAGUCUAGGCUUUUGCAUUAAUAGGCCACUAACAAUGGCACUGCGCCACUGUGCCCAACAUGUUAAAUGUUUGUAUUUUGCUGUAUAAGUACUUAAUGCCUCUCUGUUUUGCUUGAUAUGUCUGUGAGGAGAGAAUUUGCAUUCUUUUCAAAACUCUAUAAAGGCAUGAACUAAUAUGAGUAAAGAUAGGCCAUACCAAUUUUAGCUCUGAAUCAGUUCGUGUUUUGGAAUGCAGUCUAAACUCCUCUUUCUGGCAGAUAUACUGAAAAGUGAAUUUCUUGGUAAUUAUUCCAGGAAGUAAAUUUUAGAUAUGAACUCUUAACAAUCAUUCAACUAAUCUGUAUUAUUUUUGUACUUUAAUAUGUCAGGCAUUAUUUAGCUGUCAUUAUUCAAUGUAGCAUAUUUGAGGUGCUGUGGAUUCGAAUCCUAGAUUCAACAGAUAAUCCAGCCUGAUAUUACAAUAAAGCACUAAACAAGUGUCAUACCUUUUGGAAAUGCUGUCAUUUGGAUCUGAGACAUAAACUGAUCUCCUUUCUACUUAGUCAAAUGGCUUGAGUGAAUAUUAAGGAUCCCAUGUCAUAAUUCGACGAAGGGAAACCCAUUUGACAUUUUCAUCUCAACAUUAACAAAACAUCGUCAAAUGUUGAUCCGAGAUAAUGGGAACUGCAGAUGCUGGAGAAUCCGAGAUAACAAAGUGUGUAGCUGGAUGAGCACAGCAGGCCAAGCAGCAUCUUAGGAGCACAAAAGCUGACGUUUCGGGCCUUGAAAU